This is a messenger RNA of Xyrauchen texanus (razorback sucker), 1525 nucleotides long. It is a transcript of the gene gjb9a, whose product is annotated as gap junction protein beta 9a. The record is from RefSeq and is a predicted model, not a curated record. The transcript is spliced from 2 exons. Gene Ontology annotation, cellular component: connexin complex. Lineage: Eukaryota; Metazoa; Chordata; Actinopteri; Cypriniformes; Catostomidae. The coding region runs from base 87 to 848 and encodes 253 amino acids. Gene Ontology annotation, biological process: cell communication.
CACCCUUUUCCUCUCUUUUCUUUGUGCUUCUUGUUUCAGCGCAUCUCAGUUGUGCGGUAAUACAUGAGCAUUGGUGGUGAUUAGGUAUGAACUGGUCACAGCUGGAGGCCCUUCUCAGCGGGGUCAACAAAUAUUCAACAGUCUUUGGUCGUUUGUGGCUGUCUAUAGUGUUUGUGUUCAGAGUUCUGGUGUUUGUUGUGGCAGCUCAGCGUGUUUGGGGCAAUGAGAGCAAAGAAUUCGAGUGCAACACCAAACAGCCAGGCUGCACCAACGUCUGCUAUGACAGCAUAUUCCCCAUCUCUCAUAUCCAUCUAUGGGCCUUGCAGCUGAUCUUUGUCACUUGUCCAUCUCUCAUGGUUGUAGCCCAUGUUAAACACAGAGAGGAAAAAGACAAGAAGUAUAUGGCCAUCCACAAGGGCUCCCGUUUAUAUUCCAACCCUGGGAAAAAACGUGGGGGACUUUGGUGGACCUACCUGCUGAGUUUGGUCUUCAAAACGGUGGUUGAUGCUGCCUUUCUCUACAUUCUUCAUUACAUGUAUAAGGGCUUUGACCUGCCUCGUAUUUCCAAGUGUUCGCUGGACCCUUGCCCCAAUACGGUGGAUUGUUUUAUCUCUCAUCCUACAGAGAAGAAUAUCUUUACCUACUUUAUGGUGGCCUCCUCGGCUCUCUGCAUCUUCAUGUGUAUCUGUGAAUUGGUUUAUCUCAUUGGAAAGCGCAUACUGACAAACUGCAUGAUGCCACAAGCACCACCGCAAAAAUAUAAAAGAACUGACUCCACUUUUGCCAGCAACCAAAGCAUGAGUUCAAGAAAAUCAAAGGACACUAAAAAAGACAAAACAGUUCUUUAAAGACAGUGUUAUGUCUCAACAAAUGUGGAUUUAAUAUAAUGAACCUUACUUUUUGCAACGUCCAAAACUUGCACACAAAAAUGGAAGGACAUACCUCUUUAUUAAAAGAAUGUUCCUGGUUGUGUUCCAAUGUUCCAAUACCAGAUACCAAUUAAUAUGUUAAGUUUAUUCUAAUCUACAGAAUUAGUGUUGAUUACCACAAAAAAACAUUUAGAAAAUUCUCAUUGCUCCUUUAUUUAUUUUUUUAUUUAUUAAAGCAAAAUCUUAGUUACAGUAAGGAAUUUACAAUGGAUGUGAAUGGGGCCAGUACAUGCUGUUUUAUAAGUAUAGCCAGAGACUGUUAAUCCUGAGAUGAAGCAAUGCUAUAGAGCUGUUCAGUUUGUAGUCCACAAACCUGAAAAUCCUAUUGGUUUUUAUAAUGUUUUUUUUUUUUUUUAACUAAAAGUCUGUGGUAAACAUUACUUGAUGAUUUGUGGACAUUUCCUUCUACAACAUAAAUUACACACUUUCAUACCUUAAAUGUGAACAAACGGGAAAAUUGAAGCUGAGCAGCUCUGUUAAAUGAAUGGGAGAAAUGAAGCCAAUAUGGCAGAUGUAGAAAAGGGAGUCCUGCCUCACAGUCACUCGAGAACACGCAUGUAUGAUUAUGAGGUAAAAAAAAAAGCAAUAAUAAUAAU